UUAGUGUGGAGAUCGAUAAGGAAAGAGGAAUCUUCAAGGUAUUAAGGAAGUAACAACUAACAAGUAACUGCGUUGCCGUUGGCUACGGUGGAUCGGUCAAUUAGCAAUUAGGAAAGUCGUCGAGGGCGGCGGGCGAUCCCCAUCGAAAUGGAUUUCUUGGAACUGGAGGCAGUGGAAGGCUUGAGGUGGUCAUGGAACUCAUGGCCAACCUCGAAAUCCGAAGCUUCGUCUCUCAUAAUCCCCCUCUCCAUCAUGUGCACCCCUCUCAUGCAACCCCCCGAGCUUCCCAUCGUACCCUGCGACCCUCUCAACUGCUCUCGAUGCGACGCCGUUUUGAAUCCCUACGCUCGUCUCGACUAUCAGUCUCGCAUCUGGCACUGCCCUUUCUGCUCCCAACGCAACCCCUUCCCUCGCUCCUACUCCGACAUCGCCGAUACCAAUCUCCCCGCCAAGCUCUUCCCUACCUAUAGCUCCGUCGAAUACGCCCCCGCUCACGUGCCUUCUAGUUCUAACUCCCUCCUCUCACGUGCGCCUAUUACUCCUCCUUCUUCUUCUUCUUCUCUUCCUCCUCGCGUGCUGUCUUCGUCUUUCUCUUCUUCGUCUUCGCUGGUUAGUGUCGCCGCUGCUGCUGCUGAUCCGCGUGGGCCUGGGCUUGGUCCUGGGCCUGCUUUGGUGUUUGUUGUGGAUCUCUCCUCCGCGGAGGACGAGUUGCGUGCGCUUAAGAAGGAGCUGCUGCUGGUCAUGGAACAGUUGCCGGAGAACACCCUUGUUGGAUUAGUUACCUUUGACUCCAUGGUUUAUGUUCAUGAUCUUGGCUAUUCUGAGUGCUCAAAGGUUAUCCUAUUCCAUGGCGAUCGUGAAGUUUCGUCUAAUCAGACCAGACAGUUCCUCAACAUUAGUCACGCCCACCACCAGCUGCAUCAUGGACAAACACCUGUUGUCCCAAAGCAGGGAUAUUUGUUGCCAAUUUCAGAAUGCGAGUUCAGCAUCACCGCGGCAAUUGAAGAGAUCCAUUGUAUGUGGAAGUACACUUCAGGAAGGCGUCCUCUAAGGUCCACGGGUGCUGCAAUAUCAGCUGCACUUGGAGUUUUAGAGUCUUGCCUAAUAAAUACUGGGUCGAGGAUCAUGGUCUUCACAUCUGGACCUGCUACUCUAGGACCAGGUGUGGUUGUGGACUCGGAUCUCGCCCAAGCCAUGAGAACCCACCAGCACAUCAUGAAUGGGCAUGCAAGACACCAUGAGAAGUCUUGUAGUUUCUACAAACGAGUUUCCAAGAGGCUCUGUGAUGCAUCUGUUGUUCUUGAUCUGUUUGCUUGUUCUCUUGACCAAGUUGGAGCGGCUGAGCUUCGAGAACCUGUUGAGCGCUCAGGUGGGUUUAUGAUUCUUGCUGAGUCUUUCGAAUCAGAUCAAUUCAGGAAAUGUUUGAGGCAUCUAUUUGAACGUGAUGAUGGUGGCUCUUUGAAGAUGAACUUCGAUGCUACCAUUGAAGUAGUGACAACGAAAGAUGUGAAAAUCUGUGGAGCACUUGGUCCUUGUGUGUCUCUUCGAAAAAAGAAUAGUUUAAUAAGUGAGAGUGAGGUUGGAGAAGGGGGUACCUGUAUAUGGAAGUUAAAUACUCUGACCGACAAGACUUGUAUUGCUUUUUUCUUCCAAGUAAGCAACGAACAGAAAAUCCAGCCUGGUUCUGCAUUUUUAAUUCAGUUUAUCACACGAUACAGACAAGGGAACUUGGGAAUCCGGAAGAGGGUGACCACAGCUGCAAGACGAUGGGUUGGGAAUUAUUCUACCGAUAUUGCUGCAGGGUUUGAUCAAGAAGCCGCAGCUUCGGUUAUGGCAAGACUUGCUAUUCUCCGGGCAGAGACAUGCUAUGCCCGUGAUGUGAUUAGAUGGCUGGAUGACACACUUAUCCGUUUUGCUUCAAAGUUUGGGGAUUAUGUGCCAGAAGAUCCUUCUACAUUCCGGCUUUCGUCCAACUUUUCCCUUUAUCCCCAGUUUAUGUUCCACUUAAGGCGAUCUCAAUUUAUUGAUGUCUGUAACACUACACCUGAUGAAACUGCUUUUUUCCGACUAAUGCUAAAUCGCGAAGGAGUAGUGGGCUCUCUUAUAAUGAUUCAACCUACGCUUUUCCAAUAUUCAUUUGAUGGGCCCCCUGUGCCAGUACUUCUAGACAUUCGUUCCAUUUAUCCAGAUGUUAUCUUGCUCUUUGAUUCCUACUUCCAUGUGGUGAUUCAUUAUGGGUCCAAGAUUACUCAGUGGAGAAAGCUUGGUUAUGAUAGGGAUCCGAAUCAUGAGAACUUCAGAAAGCUGUUGGAAGCCCCAGAAUUGGAUGCACAGCAAUUGGUGAUGGAACGGGUGCCAGUGCCAAAGUUUAUAAGAUGUGACCAGCAUAGCAGUCAGGCAAGGUUUCUUCUUGCCAAGUUGAAUCCAUCCGUAACUCAAAAUUCAACAUACACAGAUGGUUCGGACAUUGUCUUUACGGAUGACUUGAGCUUGCAAGUAUUUUUAGAUCACUUGCAGGUAUUGGCAGUGCAAGGGUAAUAAAAAAUGACAUUAAUUAGGUUUAGGCUCUUCAGCAUGGUCAUACGAGAAAGAUAUCUGUAAGUAGCUUACAAAGAAGAGGUUUCCAUGUUUUUGGCAGAAAGUAUUUCCUUGGUUACUUUUGAAUUGUAAAUUCUCUGAUUUCUUCUGUACGAUUACAAUUUUAUUUAGUAAACUAGUUUUGAAGAUGUAGCUUCUGUUUAUUGUUUCUUUGUCUAGGAAGUAGGAACUGGGUUAUCCCCCCAAAUUUCUCUGCCUAUAUUGUAAAUAUCAUUUGGUAUGAUUAAAAGAAUGCCCCGUUUCGUUUAUUUA
This is a messenger RNA of Arachis stenosperma, 2850 nucleotides long. RefSeq names its product protein transport protein SEC23 G. The record is from RefSeq and is a predicted model, not a curated record. Gene Ontology annotation, cellular component: endoplasmic reticulum exit site; COPII vesicle coat. NCBI's taxonomy places the organism in Eukaryota, Viridiplantae, Streptophyta, Magnoliopsida, Fabales, Fabaceae. The transcript is spliced from 2 exons. Gene Ontology annotation, biological process: COPII-coated vesicle budding; endoplasmic reticulum to Golgi vesicle-mediated transport; COPII-coated vesicle cargo loading. Gene Ontology annotation, molecular function: zinc ion binding; GTPase activator activity. The coding region runs from base 148 to 2538 and encodes 796 amino acids.